Messenger RNA from Ceratosolen solmsi marchali, 3526 nucleotides. RefSeq names its product Pre-mRNA processing factor 4 kinase (gene Prp4k). Gene Ontology annotation, biological process: peptidyl-threonine phosphorylation; mRNA cis splicing, via spliceosome; peptidyl-serine phosphorylation. Gene Ontology annotation, molecular function: protein serine/threonine kinase activity; ATP binding. Bases 93 to 2930 code for a protein of 945 amino acids. Lineage: Eukaryota; Metazoa; Arthropoda; Insecta; Hymenoptera; Agaonidae. The record is from RefSeq and is a predicted model, not a curated record. The transcript has 15 exons.
CUUCACAGCUCACAGUCUCUCAUGUUCGUCAAUCGUGUUCGUUGGUAUUCGUGUUGUGUCGUCGCCGUUGCGUGAGCAAUAUAUAGUCAAUCAUGGGGAACUCCGAUGUAGAAUGCGUCAAUGAUUCGAGAAAAGAUCCAGGCGAAGUCGCAGCUUCGGAAGUUCCAACAGAGCAGCGAAAAAAGAAAAAGAGGAAACAUAAACAACAUCAUAAACACAAAAAAGAUAAGGUAGCCGAUCGAAUUGAUACAAAAACAGAUAAACAGGAAAAAAAGAAACAUAAAAAACGUAAGCGGUCUAAAAAAACUAAAGAAAAUGAAGAGAACGCUAAUGGAGCGGUUAUCAAUAAAAUUGUUACACAAAUUGUUAAUCAGAAGGAAAUUAAUGGUAAGGUUAAUAAUUCGGUGCUCGAAAUUGGCGAAACCGAAGACAGCGAAGAGGAAAAGUUAGUUGAUUUAGAUUCUGACGAAGUCGAUUGUACUAUUAUCGAAGAUGAUAUAGAUUUAGAAGAGCUAAUGAAACAAAAGGAACGUCUUCAAGCAUGUUUGGUACAGUACCUGUCCGAUGAGUCCGAUAAGGAUGAGAAAGAUGGAGAGCGGAAUAAAAAACCAGAAAUGCCUGACGUUAUACUCGUUGAGGAUAGUGGAGACGAGACUCAACCACGAAAGAAACGCCGUAGAAGCUCAUCGGGGAGUAGAGAGCACAGAAAAACCUUAAAAACCGAUAGACGUGUUGUUGUUGAUAUGGGUAGAGUAGAAAAGAGGAGUAUUCACGAAUCUGACAGACGUAGGGACUCUGAUAGGAAGCGAGAUGAGAAGCCAAGAAGCAGAGAUGAAAUAAAAAGAGACGAGAGACAAAAUAAGAAAAUAUUUGAAAAAUCUAAAGAUGACAGCAGAAAGGAUGAUUCUAUUAGGAAGAAACUGGAGGACGAUAGGCGCAAAGAAGCUAAUAAAAAAGAUGAAUUACGGAGAAGAGAACACGAGAAGAGGGAGGACGAGCGGAAGCGCGAGUUGGAAAAAAGCAGUGGAAGUGCGCGAGCCAACCACGAGUCAAAGCAGAAGGAGAUGGUGCGCUCGUCGAGGCGCGACAGCAGUCGAGACCGACAUCUCAAUCACGACUUACGAGGACGUGAGCGGCGAGACAGCAGGGAUCGACACCGGGAUAGGAGCAGAGACCGGAUCGAUUCACGCAGGAAUCAUGACAGACGAGAUAGAUCGCGUAGUUGCAGAAGGUCCAGGAGCCUCGGAAGGCCAAGGGACCGAAGCGAUCGUUACAGAAGAUCGAGAUCGCACUCACGAGGUGCUCGCAGGGAUCGUGACAGACACGGUAGGGAUCAUGAUCGGGAUCGCGAAAAGAACGGCAAGCGCGAACGUAACGAUAAAUUUAAGGAUUCUUUGUCCGAGGGUCUAAAGAUUGAUCGCUCGGAAAGCUCGAGCGAGGAGGACAUCAAGGACAUUGAUAUAGAAGAGGAUGAAGACGAGGAGGCAAUUAUUGAGCGACGCAGGAAACAGAGGGAGGAAUUACUAAAGAGAUUAGGGGCACCAAACGAAGAUUCAAAUUUCUCGUCGGAUUUGAACGUCACGAGGUCACCGCCAUCCGAAAGACAAUCCAAUACAUCAAGUAAGUCAGCGGAGCCUUUGUUAAAUAAUAAUAAUGGAUCUGCCUCGGAAAGUCAUACGCCACCACUACCGGAUAGAAGGAGGAGAUCCAAAGGUGAUGAAAAAGUCAGUAGCGAGAAGCAGGAUGAGAUUAAGGCGAACGAGAAGAAGCUGGAAGACAAACAGAAUUCGAAGAAAUCCAAUGAAUGGGAUAUGUUCGCAGAGGUUGAUAACAUCGGUGACUUUAAUAGUCCAACAGUAGAAGGUGGUAAGCGUCAAGGUGGGCCUGACAAUCCAAGUUUAACCGAUAAUUGGGACGAUGCCGAAGGCUAUUAUAGAGUUCGCGUUGGCGAAACCUUAGACUCCCGAUAUAUUGUUUAUGGUUACACGGGACAGGGUGUUUUUAGUAAUGUUGUUAGAGCGAGAGAUACAGCUCGGGGUAAUUUAGACGUCGCUGUUAAAAUAAUUAGGAAUAACGAAAUAAUGCACAAAACAGGCCUUAAAGAAUUAGAAAUUCUUCGAAAAUUAAAUGACGCUGAUGCAGAGGACAGAUUCCAUUGUUUAAGAUUAUUUAGGCAUUUCUUUCAUAAGAAUCAUUUAUGUAUGGUUUUUGAAUCAUUAGCGAUGAAUUUAAGAGAAGUACUAAAGAAAUAUGGGAAAGACGUUGGUUUGCAUGUUAAAGCUGUUAGAUCGUAUACCCAACAAUUGUUCUUAGCACUAAAGCUUCUUAAAAGAGCAAAUAUUUUACAUGCUGAUAUUAAACCAGAUAAUAUUCUAGUCAGCGAAAGUAAGCUAGUACUAAAAUUAUGUGAUUUUGGUUCUUCGUCAUUCGCUCAUGAGAACGAUGUCACCCCUUACCUCGUCUCAAGAUUCUAUCGGUCACCAGAAAUUAUUCUUGGUAUACCUUAUGAUUUCGGCAUCGAUAUGUGGUCUGUCGGAUGCACAAUCUAUGAACUUUACACUGGUAAAAUUAUGUUUUCGGGCAAAACAAAUAACCAAAUGUUGAAGUUCUUCAUGGAUUUAAAGGGAAAAAUGCCUAAUAAGCUCAUCAGGAAGGGCCAAUUCAAGGAUAAGCAUUUUGACACAAACUGCAAUUUUCUAUACCAAGAAGUAGAUAGAGUCACAGAACGGGAAAAAGUGGUCCAAAUGUCAACGCUCCCAGCAACGCGCGACCUUGGUGUUGAAUUAGGUGGGAGCUCGUUGCCCCCGGAACAAGCCCGCAAAGUUGCACAACUCAAGGACCUGCUUGAGCGCACGCUCAUGCUGGACGCCGGCAAGAGGAUAACCGUCAAUCACGCGCUGGCGCAUCCCUUUAUACAAGAAAAGAUCUAGAUCGGUCUUCACGACUUGAAUCAUCGGUUAGUGCGAGUGGACCUUUACAUGGGCCUUUAGCUGUUCCCGUUGCAAGCCCUCCCUGAGCGGAGGGGAGAGAUGGAAGAGAAAGAAAGAGAGAAAGAGAGAAAGAGAAAGAGAGAAAGAAAAAUGAAAGAAAAUAAUGGAUUUUUGAGAAUAAUGAGAUGAAAUGGAUCAAGUUGAGCGUUUAAAGCUGCAUUAGACUCCCAACUGCCUAAAUACAACCAUCUACAAUUCAAAAUUGUGUUAAAUGUCGCUCUCUACGCGCUAAAGAGUAUUAGUAAGUAUGACUUGUGGGGCAGGUAAGGUGUGAAUUACUAGAAGUAAACACUUUGAUCUAAUUACUUCCUAAUGAAGUAACCUUUCCAUAGGCUCUCACUACUCAUUAGCGUUUAUUUAAUAAACAUAUCUAUGAAGUUUCAGGUAUCAUUGUUCGAUUAACGAGAAGAAUUUCUUAAUCAAAACUUAAUCAUUUUACUAUCACGAAAUUGAAAUAUGUGCCGUGUAUGAAAUUAGAAAAGUCACAUAGCCAUACAAGACCUCAGUAUUUGUUUUAAAUGCAAGAAUAAUGGUAA